CGGCUGCCGCGGCCCGGGCGGGGGGGCCGAGCGGGGCGGCGGCGCUGAGCCACCACGGGUCACCCCGCGGGUCCCCCGGCCCCAGCAGCCGCUCGCCCCCGCCUUCUGCCCGCGGUUUUCACGGGAGAGAAGUGUCGGCAUCUCCCUCCUUCGUUACCGGGCUACGAGCACUCCCUGGAGACAUGGACCACUCAGCGGAUGCAUCCGGGCUCCUGGAAGACUCUGAUGUUGGGUCUCAGAAAGAGAGAGUGGUGACAGAGGAGGAAUGGCUACAAAAAUGGGAAAUGGGUAACAUCGGGUUUCACAAGGAAGAAGGGCAUCCGCUCCUCCAAAAGUAUCUGGAUGUUCUUAUAAAUGGCAGGAGUGGACUGAGGAUAUUUUUCCCGCUUUGUGGUAAAGCAGUAGAGAUGAAAUGGCUGGCGGACAUGGGACACAGCGUUGUUGGUGUGGAAAUCAGCGAGGAAGCAGUGAAGGAAUUUUUUUCAGAACACAGUCUGCCUUAUUGUGAGGAGCCAGUCCCUGAGAUUUCAGGAGCAAAAAUGUUCCAGAGUACCUCUGGCAACAUUUCCCUCUACUGCUGCAGUAUUUAUGAUUUGUCCAGCUCGAUAAUUGGCAAGUUUGAUGGGGUUUGGGACAGAGGAGCUCUUGUAGCUGUGAAUCCAUGUGACAGACAACGCUAUGCCAGUUUGAUGAUCAGCCUAGUGGAGAAAAAUUCUUCUUAUCUCCUUGUUACAGUUUCAUAUGAUCCAAACAAACACAAAGGCCCACCAUUUUAUGUUCCUGAAUCCGAAAUUAAAACUUUGUUUGGCAAGUGCUGUGAAAUUAGGUGUCUUGAAAAAGUUGAUGACUUCUCAGAGAGGCACAGACAAUGGGGACUAGAUUAUUUUCUGGAGGUGCUAUAUGUACUAAAGUUUGUAGCUUGAUUAAAAUUUAUUAAAAUAA
Molecule: messenger RNA, 942 nt
Organism: Haemorhous mexicanus (house finch)
Lineage: Eukaryota; Metazoa; Chordata; Aves; Passeriformes; Fringillidae
Gene: TPMT
Product: thiopurine S-methyltransferase
Exons: 9
Coding region: 183-923 (246 amino acids)
Molecular function (GO): thiopurine S-methyltransferase activity
Source: RefSeq, a predicted model, not a curated record